Molecule: messenger RNA, 2840 nt
Organism: Caenorhabditis auriculariae
Lineage: Eukaryota; Metazoa; Nematoda; Chromadorea; Rhabditida; Rhabditidae
Source: the annotation of a GenBank genome assembly
AUGAAAAGCUCAUGUCAAACUGACGAGUUGACCUUGAGGCGGCGAUUUUGGCUUUUCAACGAAUAUCGCAUGCAUAUCGGUUAUUGAGAAAAGCGGUCCCACGAGACGUCGACCAACUGUUGUAGAGAAAAUCCGUUGGGCGCCGCUUCUCCCCCGGGAGCCUCAAGAACGGCUUCUCUUUGUUGCAAUAGCGACACCUCAUUUAUUAUGCAGAUUGAAUCGCGCGCUGUUCCGUCCGGUGCGGUGAGCUGCUCGUGAACAUGUUAAAUGAGUUAUCAGGUGGUCCAAUUCAAGCGCUGUCGAACGCAAAAAUUACUAAUCUGCUUUAGAUAACGAAAUGUCGUCUUCAUAGAUAUAAGCCAUUUUGUAAUAAUUUUUGACUUCUUUGAGUAGAAAUUCGUCGGAAGUGUACCUCGCAGACAAAAACCGAUAUUUUCCCUGGCCCAGGAAACAGAAAUUAACGUGAAAAAAAAAACGUAACAAACUGAGCUCUAUAGAGCACACAUAAACCUUUGUGGGUGCUCAAAAAUGACUUAACUUGGGUCUACGAGCAAAAGUUGAGAUCUUUCAAAAUUCAAGUGCAAGACACACAAAAACUUCUUCAUCAAAAUUUUGAAACAUUUUCAAUUUUCACCAUUUCCGAUUUUUUUCAAUUUUUUUUGGCAUAUCAAACAAAAUUCAAUACCAGAUACGGUUUUUAAUGUUCUCACGUUGUCCACCUUUUCCAUUUGCAUAAUUGGGUUGUGCACGCUUUCUUCGAGAAUAACAAUUGAAUCACGCAUUUUCUCAGGUUUUACAAAUAAGAAUACCAUUUCGCGUGCGAAAAUCAUAAUCUAACUAUUGAAAAGUUUCCCACGUUUGUGGACAAUGCUGUACGUUGUGAAAGAAAACGCUCAACGUCGUCCAGACUCUGUAAGCCUCUUCGUUUAACAUUGCGAGGAAAUAUUUUUUGAAUUUUGAGUGAUGAGAAAGAAACCGAGAUUUCAAGGCCUAUUGCAAUGGGAAGGCUGUGAAAAACAGUUUCAACUUUUCAAGGCUAGUAUGAGUAAAUUUCGGUUGUCCGAAAUCCUACUUCUCUUGAAUAUUUUAUUAAACCAAUGAACUGAUUGAAAAGUUGAAAAAUAAAAGUUUUGCAUUGUCGUUUACUAAGAGCUUCACCGGAAACCACAUUACUGGAGCCAUGCCCCCAAAAAGUUCUUUCAAUGCUGAGAGUCCGAAUGAAACAUUCGGCUCUUCUAGUCAAUACCUGCUUGAUUUUAAAAAGAUAUAAAAGCCAUAAAAACGUUAAAAUAAUCAUUUCUUCCAAUUUCAUUCAACAAAAAAAGCUGCGCUGACAGGAUCUCCAGUUUGUUUUCUUUUUCCCUUGAAAAGGACGCGACGCGGUGAUUCUUCGCAAGAACCGUCAUCCCAAUGGCAUAUUGUCAGCGAUGUUGCGUCGGAUCGUUACUCGCAGCGCGUCACACCAACGGCAAGUCGUUACAUGCAGCUGCCCUUGCAGCUGCAUUGUCCGAUGAGCUUGUGUAUGGGCGCUUAGCGCGGCGACAUUCUGAUACCUUCAUUAGGAGCCGCAUCCUCUCGAAAUUUAAUAUUCAGAGUAGACAAACAAAAAAAAACUGGGCUUUUUCAAAGGUUUUUCCUUUUUUUUAAUAACCGAUUUUCAACUUGAAAAGGGAAUUUUUCGAUCUGAUGUUUACAAAUUUUUUGAAAAAAACGGCUAAAUGAUACGAAAUUGGUGAUUGAUGAGUACGUCGUUUCUUCAUGAAAAACAGAAACUUUGAAAGAUGAGGAACAACUUUCCUUUCCUGAUUUAUGACUUUUUUUCAAGUAAUCUUCGUUUUUUUAAACUAAAACUUUCGAACUAACUUCAAAAACCAAGUUUAGAUUAAACAAAAAAACUUCUGUUUUUCAAAAUGUAGAUUGAUUCAAAAAAAGUUUAUUUGAUUUCGAAAAAAAUAAAAAAAUAAAAAAAUCAGCGAGUUUCCAGAAUUAAGUGAAUGAAGCUUCUCUGUUGGAUCUAUUUUAUCUUGCCCACACAACAAAAAUAUCUUUUUCCUUUCUUCUUGUCGAACUUUAAUGGCUAUGUUUGUUAUUCAAUGUGGACUUGCGCGAAAGGGCAAUCACUGUGUCCUCGAAAAAAUAAUUCACACCUCGGCCAUCUCUCCGACAUAACAAACGCGUCAAACGCUAAGUGUUUUAAUGUGCGCAUCGAAAGAAUAAUGUUAUCUUUUCUCAUCAGUGAUUCAUCAGUAAAUCCACCGUUCACAGGCUUUCUGCAAAAUAACUGAUUUUUUGCGCGAUUAGACGAUGAAUGUUAUUUUUGCGAAUAAACAUUUUGGCUUUUAUUGGACGCGAAGGAAAAAGAUAAAGUGCUCUGAUAAACUGUCAUACUGUAAUCGGAAUCUUUCCCUUCCAUCUCUGCAGAUUGCUCUUCAUAGACGCGGCGCGGUCCUCAAGUGGCUACCAUACAAUAACAGGUGGACCGGCGAGUAAUUGACGGGUUUACGAGACGGAUGCCAGCCAAAACUAAUCCGCCCUUCCAUUUUCAAUGUUCUGACGUGUGAAUGUGGAAAGUGCGGUAGUCGAGGUCACUCAUUCUGAGGAUUUAUUACAAGCUCUUGAUAAAACUAGUUUCAAGAAUUUUUUUAAAGUCUCAGCUUUUGAACUCCGGUAAGUUGCGGAAAAAAAUUGCUUCGUUGAUGAAAAAAUUGCUGCGCUUUAAUUGUUUUCAUUUUUUUGAGAAAAAAAUUUUAAUUCUGAAGUGAUUUCAGCUGACGGUGGAACUUUCAGAUGAAGCUUUUUUUCGAGCCUUCGCUGUCGUCGCUAGCCCGAAACAUACAUAA